Guyanagaster necrorhizus is the source of this 483-nucleotide messenger RNA. RefSeq lists its product as uncharacterized. The record is from RefSeq and is a predicted model, not a curated record. The transcript has 8 exons. Lineage: Eukaryota; Fungi; Basidiomycota; Agaricomycetes; Agaricales; Physalacriaceae. Bases 1 to 483 code for a protein of 160 amino acids.
AUGGGCAUCUCAUAUGAGAGUAACUUCUUCUUUAUCAAGGCUCAUCUGCUGAUCCCUCCACCUAUUGUUGAUUUAAGCAACAAAUGUAUGCAAGAUACUGGAAGGGCAAUUGAGGCAUCUGCCUCCAAACAUCUUCACAGAGAUUCUUCUGCUACCAUUGCUGAGAGAGAUCAGAGCACUUUUAAACUAAGUACUAGCUGCCCUUGCAAGAUCAUGGAAAAGAUGGCUAAGGAAGUUCACACAUGCAGCAGCCUAGAAAAGCCUAUCUCUAAGAGUUUUAGAGAAAUUCAAUUAAGAGAUUUAAAGCCUAUGGAUCUUCUAGUCCCUGAUCAAGACUUUGGGGCUUUUGUCAGAUGCAAAGGCACAUAUUUCAAACAGGAAUUGGCUGACAAGAUUGGCUAUUUUAUAAGCAAAGCUUGUGAUGCUUAUGAGAGAGCUAAUCCUAUUUUCAUUUCUGAGCUUUCUGUUGUCACCAAAAUCUGA